AUGUUGGAAUCGUCUGAGGAGCAGAAGCGGCGUUUCGAAUGCGAGUGCGAAUUUGUCCAGGCCCUAGCCAACCCAAACUACCUCAAUUUUCUAUCACAACGCGGCUUCUUCAAGGAGGAAUAUUUCAUCAACUACCUCAAAUAUCUGCUCUACUGGAAACGACCCGAAUACGCGAAAUGCCUCAAAUACCCGCAGUGUUUAUUCAUGCUCGAGGCUCUCCAGGAGGCCGAGUUCAGAAAGGCGCUGGAAUCUUGCGCGAACGCAAAGUACAUCGAGGACCAGCUGAUCUUCCAAUGGCUCUACUAUCUUCGCAAGCGCCAACGCCUAGAUGAACUUCCGGUGGAAGAGGAGCACGAGGAUGACGAGGAAGCGGAAGAAAGACCACCGGUGGAUGAUCAAAUAAUGGUGACGAAUUCACUGCUAGUCUUCAUUGCGGGUGUGCUCUCGGUCCAAUUGGUUUCUGGUGAAGGCGAUUCCGGGCAAUGCAGUCUGAAUCGAUUGGAUCGCUUCAACGCUUAUUUAUACGACAGAUGCCCAUAUACUACUGAUGAUGAGUGCUUUGAUGAUUCAUUGGACAAUCGUCUGGAGCUGCGUUAUCGCUGUUUUGAGUAUGUUGACAUAAAUUCGACGUUUGAUGAGGAGAUGCUGCUUCUAAACUCCAGCGAGAUGAUCAAAUUGUUGCGUUCCAGAGAACUUUAUCGAAGAUCGACGUGUCUAGUAGCAUUGUUCUACUCGCCGGGAUGCCCAUUCUCCGCCUCGUUGGCCCCUUAUUUCAACGCUCUUCCAUCGCUAUAUCCCAGAGUCACCGCUGUUGCCAUCGACGCCACCGAGUUUAGCAAGUUCAACUCGCGAUAUGGCAUCUCCGGAACGCCGACAGUCAUUUUAUGGGUGAAGGGCAUAGCGGUGGCUCGCAUGGAGGAGAAGACGCAUGUUGAUCGCGGACUCUCGGCCUUCGUGCGCUAUUGGACCGAUUUGGAACCAAGGGACACUUACGAGCCAAUUUACACGGGCCCUCUAGUAAUCGAGGUUGACAGAAAUGCAAAUUUUCCCUACCUACUGGGUGCUUGGGCUGUCAUCAUUGCAGGCUCGACCUAUUACUUUUUGAACUCAAGACGGGGACAAGAAUUGAAGGACUUCAUUCUGCGUAUGCUGGAGCGACCCGAUGAUGCUGCC
Messenger RNA from Mesorhabditis spiculigera, 1173 nucleotides. Lineage: Eukaryota; Metazoa; Nematoda; Chromadorea; Rhabditida; Rhabditidae. The record is from the annotation of a GenBank genome assembly.